Messenger RNA from Fundulus heteroclitus (mummichog), 1103 nucleotides. It is a transcript of the gene tmub1, whose product is annotated as transmembrane and ubiquitin-like domain containing 1. The coding region runs from base 151 to 903 and encodes 250 amino acids. The record is from RefSeq and is a predicted model, not a curated record. The transcript has 3 exons. Gene Ontology annotation, molecular function: protein binding. Lineage: Eukaryota; Metazoa; Chordata; Actinopteri; Cyprinodontiformes; Fundulidae.
AGCGAGCAGCAGGGGGCGGUAAACCACCGCACUUCCACCAGAACCGUAGAAGAAGAAGGCGCAGCAGUCAGCGCACAUUAGCCUGUUAGCUUGGAAGCUAACUGCUUUGCCAUGAAGGUUCUUCUGUGAAACGGUGCAUUGCCGCCGGCGAUGGCUCUGAUCGAAGGCGUGGGAGACGAGGUGACGCUGCUCUUCGGCUCGCUGCUGCUGCUGAUGGUGCUGCUGCUCGCCUGGAUCUCCACCCGCACCUCCGAGCCCUCAGAGCAGCCCUUCGCUUCUUCCGCGGCCCCUGCGCCGCCACAGAGGGCCACCUCCACGCCGCAGGAUGCGCCCCUCUCCUCCGCCGGCUCGCCGUCCUCCUCGGCCCGCGGCGCUCCGUCCGAGGCUCCGCCCACCGCCGCCCCCCAUGAAGAGGAGGAGUCUGAGGGAGGAGGCGGAGUUAGGAGACGAGGAGAAGGUCAGAGGAACAUGGUGGUCCGCCUGAAGUUCCUCAACGACACCGAGAGAACGGCUCAGGUCCAACCGCAGGACACCAUCGGCUACAUCAAACGAACUUACUUUGCGGGUCAGGAGCAGCAGGUGCGGCUCAUCUACCAGGGCCAGCUGCUGCAGGACGACGCCCAGACUCUGGCCUCGCUCAACCUGGCCCACAACUGCGUCCUCCACUGCCACAUCUCCCAGAACGCCGCGCCGGGGGCCCCGGGGGCGGCGCGGCCCGGCGACCAGGUGCAGGUGGCGCUGAACGUGGGCAGCCUGAUGGUGCCGCUGCUGGUGCUGAUGCUGUCGGUGCUGUGGUACUGUCAGAUCCAGUACCGGCAGUUCUUCACCGCCCCCGCCACCGCCACCCUGGUGGGCAUCACCAUCUUCCUCAGCCUGGUGGCCUUCGGGGUCUACCGCCGCUAGCUGCUCCCAUCGGCCGACAGACGCGACGGCGGCCGCUGAUUCCGUUGCCAUGGAGAUGUUGAGUGUAAUAAGGACUUUGAUUUUUAUUUUUUUAGAUGCUGUUUCUCAUUGCUGUGCCUGUGAGCGAGUGGGCGGCGGCUCACCUGUCUGUUUCUCACCUGUUACCUGUCUGUCUGAGGGAGAUUAAAUCAUUAAUUUAU